Phaedon cochleariae (mustard beetle) is the source of this 1513-nucleotide messenger RNA. The record is from the annotation of a GenBank genome assembly. Lineage: Eukaryota; Metazoa; Arthropoda; Insecta; Coleoptera; Chrysomelidae.
CUAAAGAACAAAAUGUUACAAAAGGCGACGAUGUCGACUUUCAGUCCUCAUUAAAAAUGUGGUUUGAAUCUCAGCCUAACUGUGCCAUGAUGGGUUUGCAGGCGACGACAGCAUCCGGCGUGGCGACCGCCCAGGGCGGCGGCACGAAGCGCAAGCUGGAGGAGGCGGCCACCGCCCCCGCGGAUCCGGCCGCCCCCGCGCCCGCCAAGAGCGGCCGCUGGGAGGCGGACGACUGCAUUGCGCGGCUGCGCGCGGUGGCGGUACCGGCGGCGGACGCGUGGCGGGCGCCCACCCCCGCUUUGGCGGCCACCCUGUUGACCGACGAGGAUUUCGACGAGGACGAGUUCGAUGAGGAGCUGUCUGAUGAGGAGAGGUGCUCGGGCGGCAUGCCGGAGCCGGCUAGGUUCAGCCAGCAGCCUUACAAUAGGUACCAAUCGCAACCCGACUACUGGCAAUACUACCAACCGCCCCAGCAGCAAACCAUCCGCUGCGAGGAGAACGGCAAAUCGUACCUCGAACUAGGCGCCUCCCCGGCCGUUCGAACGCGCUGCUGCGACGGCAGAACGCGCUGGUGCCACGUCCCCUGCUACAGGCAGCGCCGCCUGGCGGUCCUCAACCUUUCCAUGUGCAAGCUGGCGCGCUACCGGCAGUGCUCCGACCCCUCGCUGCGCCGCUCGGUGCUCAUCUGCAACACGCUGCGCAGGCUCGAGAGAGAGAUGGAAGCCGAGCCGCCCGAGCCGAGCUACUCUGCCCCGGUGCAGCCGCCCAUAGCGGUGCCCGAGGCGCCGAGCUACGAGCAGAGCCUGCGCGACAUGAACUGCUCGGGUAGGGCGACCCCUUUUCCCAGCACCGGCCCGGACACGGACUCGGGCUUGGGGGACGAUGAGUCAACGCGGCCCAUCAAUUGGGGCUCGGUGUUGAGCCUCACGAGUCAGACGGAUUUGGAGUCGCUGAACAAUAACGAGUUGUACGCGGAGUUGGGGCUCGGUGGGGUGGAUAAUUCCGAGUGGAAGGACGCGGGGCGGACUGAGAACGAGUGGGACGGGUUCAUGCAUGUGCUGGUGGGGGGUACGUAGCAUUAGGUGGCUAUGUAAGGUCGGUUAGGUGCAGGCGGGGAGGAACGAGUGUUGGCGGAGGUGUGAGGUUAUGUUGGGAGAGAUACGGCGUCUUAGGAUCAUCCAAAUGCAUUUAGUUCCUAAUACAAUAUACAGGGCGUCUGGUCGUGGUUAAAUAUUCUAGCUCUGGUGAUGAACAAGUUUAUAACCUGUCAGAUAACCACAAUAAUUUGACCUCAGUAACAACCUCACUAUCACGUUUAUCGAGAUAAUGGAACUUAUAAAGAAAAUUGAAUUCCUAUCUCGGAACGUUCCAUGUUGAUUCUUGUUCUUGAUAAAUAUCAACGAAUAGUAGUUGUAACAAUCGAAGAAAGCAGAUUCACGAUAGCAGGCAUUUACGCUCUACAAAAAAAAAUUUGAACAAAGUUUCAUAAUAGAAAACAUGGAGGAUCCAAAUC